UCGACCAAACAAGUCAUCAGCUGCUUCUCCGGCAAGGCAGUACGCAGCUACAAAAAUGUUGCCUGCCCACCACGUAGCCAAGCAUCCCAAUACUCCGGUCCUCGAGCAAAAGCAACCUCAUCCUUAUCUGUUUGGGUUCCGAAAUAUUUGUUCCUAGUUCCUAGUUGGGGAGCCACUUCUUUUCUGAGGAAAAUGAAGCAGACCGUGGUUCUGUACCCCAGCGCCGGCGUUGGCCACGUCGUGCCCAUGGCGGAGCUCGCCAAGGUCUUCCUCAGCCACGGCUACGACGUCACCAUGGUGAUCGUCCCGCCGCCCUUCAAGUCGCCCGCGCUGGGCGCCAGCCAGGCCGAGCGGAUUGCCGCGGCUAAUCCGUCCGUCUCCUUCCAUGUCCUCCCCCCGAUCCCGGCCCCUGACUUCGCCGGCUCCGCCAAGCACCCGUUCCUCCUCAUGCUCCAGAUGCAGCGCCAGUACAACCACGAGCUCGAGAGCUUCCUCCGCUCCAUCCCGCGGAAGCGCUUGCACUCGCUGGUCAUCGACAUGUUCUGCGCCGACGCCAUCGACGUCGCCGCGAAGUUGGGCGUCCCUGCCUACACGUUCGUCCCAUCGGGAGCGUCGCCUCUUGCCGUCUUAACCCAGCUCCCGGCGGUGUUGGGCAGUAGGAAGACGGGCCUGAAGGAGCUGGGGGACACGCCUCUCGAUUUCCUUGGCGUUCCGCCCAUGCCGGCGUCUCACCUGGUCGCGGAAAUGCUCGUGCACCCGGAGGACGAGCUGUGCAGGACCAUGGCGAGCAUCUUUAAGCGCGGCAUGGACACCAGGGGAGUUCUGGUGAACACGUUUGAAUCGUUGGAGAGCCGGGCGGUGCAGGCACUCAGGGACCCACUAUGUGUCCCUGGCAAGGUGCUGCCUCCGAUAUACUGCGUUGGGCCGUUAGUCGGCAACGGCGCACGGGAUGGCGAAAAAACAGAGAGCCAUGAGUGCCUCGCAUGGCUCGAUGCUCAGCCGGAGCACAGCGUCGUGUUCCUUUGCUUCGGGAGCAUGGGUACGUUCUCGGAGGAGCAGCUCGAGGAGAUCGCCAUUGGCCUUGAUAAGUCUGGGCAACGGUUCCUAUGGGUGGUGCGCGUGCCGUCCAACAUCGAUGAUCCGAAGAGGUUAUUGGAGAAACAGUGUGAGCCGGACCUUGAUGCCCUCUUACCGGAAGGGUUCUUGGAGCGGACCAAGGAUAGAGGCCUUGUCGUCAAGUCAUGGGCGCCACAGGUGGACGUCCUCAAUCACCCAUCAACGGGCGCAUUCGUGACCCACUGUGGAUGGAACUCGACGAUGGAGGGUGUCAUGGCGGGGGUUCCAAUGCUGUGCUGGCCCUUGUACGCGGAGCAGAAGAUGAACAAGGUGUUCAUGACAGAGGAUAUGGGCGUUGGGGUGGAGAUGCAGGGGUAUACGGCGGGUUUUAUCAAGGCCGAGGAGGUGGAGGCAAAAGUGAGGCAGGUGAUGGAGUCUAAGCAGGGGAGGGAGCUCAAGACACGAGUGGCGGCUCGCAAGAAAGAAGCGGAGGCGGCGUUAGAGGAAGGUGGCUCCUCACGUGCGGCUUUUGUUCAAUUCUUGUUGGACGUGGAGAACCUUGGAGAGCAGCCCGCCGAGUGAUGGAUUUGUAGUUUGUUCUGUUUCUUUGUUACCUUUUUGCCUUCUAACAAUCUAUCUUUUUCUGUGAUAUUCUAUCUUUGUUUUGUUUUUUUGCGGGUAAUAUUCUAUCUUUGUUUGAUAAACCAUAUUCUAUACCUUC
Setaria italica (foxtail millet) is the source of this 1777-nucleotide messenger RNA. Its product is annotated as anthocyanidin 5,3-O-glucosyltransferase. The transcript has a single exon. Gene Ontology annotation, molecular function: UDP-glycosyltransferase activity. The coding region runs from base 193 to 1638 and encodes 481 amino acids. Lineage: Eukaryota; Viridiplantae; Streptophyta; Magnoliopsida; Poales; Poaceae. The record is from RefSeq and is a predicted model, not a curated record.